This is a messenger RNA of Bufo bufo (common toad), 1240 nucleotides long. It is a transcript of the gene FAM133B, whose product is annotated as family with sequence similarity 133 member B. The coding region runs from base 83 to 814 and encodes 243 amino acids. NCBI's taxonomy places the organism in Eukaryota, Metazoa, Chordata, Amphibia, Anura, Bufonidae. The transcript has 11 exons. The record is from RefSeq and is a predicted model, not a curated record.
UCUAUGGUUUGUUCAGUUUGGGAGGCCUCGGGCACGGAGAGACGUCUCAGCACCGGGAGCCUCACCGGGAGCUCAGAGCAGCAUGGGGAAGCGGGAUAACCGGGUGCCCUAUAUGAACCCUAUUGCAAUGGCCCGAUCCAGGGGCGCCACAUCUUCCGGAGGUCCAACCAUACAGGAUUAUCUAAGCAGACCAAGACCUACCUGGGAAGAAGUGAAGGAGCAGCUGGAGAAGAAGAAGAAAGGUUCCCGGGCCCUGGCAGAGUUUGAAGAAAAGAUGAAUGAGAGUUGGAGGAAAGAACUCAAAAACCACAGAGAGAAAAUCAUCAGUGGUGGCGACAGCUCCUCGAAGAAGAAAGAGAAACGUAAAAAGGAAAAGAAGAAAUCCGGUGGGUUAUCUUCAUCAUCUUCCUCUACAUCAUCGCGUUCUGCUUCUUCCAGCAGUUCUGACGUAUCUGAUAACGAGACCAAGAAAAAAACGUCAAAAAGAAAAAAGAAGAAAAAGCACUCACGCAGGACCUCCGACAGCAGCUACGACUCUGAGAGUAAGGAUUCUGUGAAGAAGAAAAAAUUCAGGGAUGAGAAAGAGAAGGAUGGGAAGAGUGUGAGCAGGAAGAGACGACGUCCAGAAGACGAUGGUCAAAGAUACUCCUCUUCCGAGUCUUCGUCUGGCUCAGAAUCAGAAGGAGAGGCCUAUGGGAAAAGGAGAAGAAGCAGUGAAGAGAAAGCGUAUAAAAGUAAGAAAAAGAAGAAGCACAAGAAACAUAGUAAGAAGAAGAAAAAGAAAUCUCACGCCUCCAGAUCGGAUUCUGAGUGACCCUCCAAGAACCCCCCGAACAUGUGCAAUGACUGUGACAGCGGAAAUUCAUCCACGUAGCUGUAAUUAGAUCUGUCAUAGAGGACCAGGCAUGUCAUAGGAGACACCCCGCUGCACAGUGGCAUCACGUCAGCUUCUUUAUGCCACCAGUGAAUUUUUUUUUUUUUUUUUUUUUUUUGGUAGUAAUUGUAUUAUAGGGAAGGGGAGCGGCUGAGUUCUUCCUUUUGUUCUAGGAAGGGGUAGCACAAUAACUGGUACCACAUAUAUAAAGCAAUAUUACCUCAAUAUCCUAUUUAUCCUAAGGCUACUUUCACACUCGCGUUUUGUGCGGAUCCCUCAUGGAUGGAUGCGUUCAUAUAAUACAACCGUCUGCAUCCGUUCAGAACGGAUCCGUUUGUAUUAUCUGUAACAUAGCCAAGACUGAUC